Euleptes europaea (tarantolino) is the source of this 2732-nucleotide messenger RNA. It is a transcript of the gene WEE1, whose product is annotated as WEE1 G2 checkpoint kinase. Bases 1 to 1980 code for a protein of 659 amino acids. The transcript is spliced from 11 exons. Gene Ontology annotation, cellular component: nucleus. Gene Ontology annotation, biological process: protein phosphorylation; mitotic cell cycle. NCBI's taxonomy places the organism in Eukaryota, Metazoa, Chordata, Lepidosauria, Squamata, Sphaerodactylidae. Gene Ontology annotation, molecular function: ATP binding; magnesium ion binding; non-membrane spanning protein tyrosine kinase activity. The record is from RefSeq and is a predicted model, not a curated record.
AUGAGUUCCCUGAGCCGGCAGCAGCAGCAGCAGCAGCAGCCACCGGCCGCAGGCGCGCGGCGCCUCUCCACCCGCCGGGCCAUGGCCCCGAUCCGGCAGAAGCUGCUCUUUUCGGGCGGCGGGAGCGACUGCGAGGAAGACGACGAGGAGGAGGAGGAAGAGGAGGAGGAGGAAGAAGGCGGCGGCAACAACAGCAGCGGCAGCGCCAACAGCACCGGGGAGGACUCGGCCUUCCAGGAGGCGGACUCGCCCCUCUCGGCCAGCCGCACCCCGCUCCGCAGGGAGCCUCCCCCGCCGCGGACGCCGGAGGAGGAAGAGGAGGCGGCGGCGAUGGAGCUGGCGCCGCCCGCCCUGCCCGGCGACGAGGGCGACUCGUGGGAGGAGGAAGGCUUCGGCUCCUCGUCGCCGGUCAAGUCCCCCGGCGCCUACUUCAUGGCCGGCUCGCCGCCGCUCAAGGCCCCCGCCCGCUACUGCCCGCCGCCGGGGGCCGCCGCCGCUGCCGCCGCCUCGCCCCCGCGGCCCGGCCCGCACUCGCCGCUGCCCGCGUACCCCGGCACGCCGCCCCACAAGACCUUCCGCAAGCUGCGCCUCUUCGACACGCCGCACACGCCCAAGAGUCUACUUUGUAGAGCUCAAGGAAUGGGCUCAAUUUCAGCUAAACUUCGAGGUGGCUCUCUCUUUAUGAACGUUGGAAAACUAGAGAAACAAGAUGUGGACAUGCAACAGGCACCUCAUGUGAACAUUAAUCCCUUCACGCCAGACUCUCUUUUUCUCCAGUCUUCAGUUGGACAGUGUCGCAGAAGAAAAAGAACACAUUGGAAUGACUCCUGUGAUGAGAACAUGGAAGCAAGUGAUGGAGAGCCUGAGGAUGAAACUGUCAGACCUGCCAAACGCAUCAGCAUAACAGAAAGUAAUAUGAAAUCACGAUAUGCAACAGAAUUUCAUGAAUUGGAGAAGAUUGGGUCUGGAGAAUUUGGUUCCGUAUUCAAAUGUGUAAAGAGGCUUGACGGCUGCAUUUAUGCCAUAAAACGAUCUAAGAAGCCCUUAGCUGGCUCAGUUGAUGAGCAAAAUGCUCUUAGAGAGGUCUAUGCUCACGCGGUCUUGGGACAGCAUUCACAUGUAGUCAGAUACUUCUCAGCCUGGGCAGAAGAUGACCAUAUGCUGAUACAGAAUGAGUAUUGUAACGGUGGCAGUUUAGCAGAUGCCAUAAGUGAAAACUAUAGAAAUAUGCGCUACUUCAGCGAACCAGAGCUGAAAGAUCUGCUACUACAAGUUGCUCGUGGCUUAAAGUACAUCCAUUCAAUGUCACUGGUACACAUGGAUAUAAAGCCCAGUAAUAUUUUUAUAUCUAGAACGUCAAUUCCAGCUACUAUACCAGAAGAAGGUGAUGAUGAUGAAUGGUCAUCUAGCAAAGUUGUAUUUAAAAUAGGUGAUCUUGGUCACGUAACUAGGAUAUGCAGUCCUCAAGUAGAAGAAGGAGAUAGCCGUUUCCUUGCUAAUGAAGUUUUACAAGAGAAUUAUAAUCACUUGCCAAAAGCGGAUAUAUUUGCUCUUGCACUGACAGUAGUGUGUGCUGCUGGUGCUGAACCACUGCCAGCCAAUGGGGAUCAGUGGCAUGAAAUUCGACAAGGAAAACUGCCUAGAAUUCCACAAGUCCUUUCUCAAGAGUUAUUGGACUUAUUAAAAGCUAUGAUAAACUCAGAUCCAGAGAAAAGACCCUCAGCAGUUGGUCUGGUCAAGCAUUCUGCACUGUUAUCUACUGCCAGAAAGAGUGCCGAGCAACUACGGAUAGAACUGAAUGCUGAGAAGUUCAAAAACUCACUGUUGCAGAAAGAGCUGAAGAAAGCGCAAAUGGCAAAGGCAGCAGCUGAAGAACGAGCACAGUUUGAUCGAAUGACAACUAGAUCUACAGCACAGAACAGAACAAGUCGUCUUACUGGAAAGAAAAUGAAUCGUUCAGUUAGCCUUACCAUAUAUUGACUGGACAUUUCAUACAACUGUUAAAGGAAAACUACGUAAUAUUUCUCAGCUAAAUUAGGGGCAAAAGAGAGGUUUCUGUUUCUAGUGUUUUUAAUCACUGUCAAUAGUUUUUAUUAAGAAGCCCAUAUUUUAAUUUUGCCAAAUACAGUUAAAUAUCUUUGUUUUUCCCUAUUUCCCAAAGAACCUGGAGGUUAACUUGUAAGCCUUUCAGCAACACUGCAUAUGACACCAUUCAAAGUUAACCACUAUAGUGGUGUGCUGCUUUUUAGUUUUAAUGGGAUGAAAGACAUUUUUCCGGUUGUCUAAAAGGGCCUUGUUUGUAAACUGUUCAGUUGGAAUGGAGAGAAUAAACAUAGGAAGGAUCCUAAAGGACGGCAGGCCAAACAUACCUGGUAUCAGGUAAAAAAAUUUUUAUUGUGAAUUUUACUCAUGUAUUCAACUGGGAGCACUUUGUUAGGCAUUGCUUAGAUCACAGGGAAAUAAAGCCUGUGGCAACAUGCCAUGUGAAACUGCUGCUAUUUUUAGUUCUUGCUGUAAAACUGUAGCAUUAAAACAAUCAUUGUUAGUAGACUUGUUUUGUUUUAAAAAAACAAUUAUGUGAACAAUAUUAUAGCUGCAUUGGCAAAAGCAGCGUCCUUCUUUGAAGCUAGUGUGUUGAGUAGAGUCAAUGCACCAUUCUGUAUUUGAAUUACAUUAUUAGUGUAAAUGUCUUUUAUAAAUCUUUCUAAUAACGUUCUGAGAGUUCAGUCUUU